Messenger RNA from Ichthyophthirius multifiliis, 1242 nucleotides. RefSeq lists its product as hypothetical. The record is from RefSeq and is a predicted model, not a curated record. Lineage: Eukaryota; Ciliophora; Oligohymenophorea; Hymenostomatida. Gene Ontology annotation, molecular function: double-stranded DNA binding. Gene Ontology annotation, biological process: reciprocal meiotic recombination. The transcript is spliced from 3 exons. Gene Ontology annotation, cellular component: nucleus.
AUGUAAAAAUUGUAUAUUAAGUUUAACUAAUUAAUCAAAAAUCUAGAUUUAUUUGGAUAACCAAUAGGCCUUCACAUGAAUGAUUCAUUAUUUUUUAAAACUGGAUUCGGUGGUUUUAUGUCACUAAUAUCAAUAACAUUAGUAUUAUUAUUUUUCAACUCAAGUAUCAAUUUAUUUAUAAAUAAAGAAGAAGUAUUAGUAAAAUAAGAUCGUAGAUAUUCAAUCGAUCCAUUCAAAUCAUAAUUAAAUACAGAUAGAUUUAUGUUUAUGACCAGUAUACUUCCCCAAACAAGCACUUUAUAAUUUUUAAAAAAUCCAUAUUUUAAUAUUACUAUGGAAUAAGUAUCAGUAGUUCGUGAAGGAAGUACACGUAAAAGGAAAUCAUAUUAUAUAGAACUAGAGCCUUGCUAGGAUUAUCAUUUCGAAAAUUUAAAUUCAGAAACGGAUUUUGUAUAAAUAUACAAGCAAUUUGGAACAGACUUUUUAUGCCCAACUUUAAAAUCAAUAAUGUUUAUAGAAGGUUUAUUUUAAUCAAGCACGUUUUCCUAUAUAUCAUUAAAAGUAGUUCCUUGUCAAGAAAGUAGUGAUUAAAAUAGAAAAUGGAUACCCUAGUCUUGCGCUACAAAAGAAUAAAUUUAAAAUGUUAUCUAAUAAAAGGGUUUUCAUGCAAUAGGAUUUUAUCAUACUAAUUUUGUAUUAAAUCCUGAUAAAUCUAAAAAUUAUUUUACAAAUUAUAUAAGCGAUAAACUUUAUUUCACUUUCGUACCUAAAUAAAUGGCUAAAGUAGUAGAUAUAUACUUUUAAGAUAUUGAAGUUAAUACUGAUUAAUCGCUUAUUCCUUUUAAAAAAAUAGAGUCUCAGUUUUUUUUAACCUAAGAGAGUAAUGAUAUUAGAGAAACAACAGAAUUAGGAAGAGAAGAUACAGCUUUUGUAACUUUAACUUUAAGGAAAAGUCCUUAUGUUACCAAAAUUAAUAGAAGCUUUAAAAAAAUUUCGUAAUUAAUGAGUGAAUUAGGUGGUUUUAUUUAAAUUAUUUUCGCUGCAACUCGAAUUUUGAUGAUGAAUACACAUGAAGAUAACCCAUAAUUAAGCGAAAUCGAAUAAAUAUCAAAUAAAUAAGAAGAAAUAAAGAAAUUAAAUUUAGUAAAAUAUGAUUAAUUAGAAUUAAGAAAAUAAAAAAUGGAUUUUAUGCUUGCUUAAUAAAUAUUUAAAAGAUAAAUUAUGUGGAACAUAUAAAAAUGA